This is a messenger RNA of Caenorhabditis angaria, 2263 nucleotides long. Lineage: Eukaryota; Metazoa; Nematoda; Chromadorea; Rhabditida; Rhabditidae. The record is from the annotation of a GenBank genome assembly.
AUGGUGGAAAUCAGUUUUGAUCUACCACUUUUAUUAAUUUAUCACUAUCGAAUUGUUGGGAUUUUGUCGUUUUUCGUCAAUUUUUUGGCACUUUUUUUGAUUUUGACGAGGAGUGGAAGAAUGAACAGUUUUCGAUAUUAUUUGAUGUAUUUUCAGGUGGGAUUCUGAAAUUGAAUUUGAAAAUUGAAUUUGAUUUGAAAAAAACUUCGCAUUAACUGUGAAAAACAUGGAUUUCUGAUAUUUCUUGGGCCAAAAACUAGACAUGUGAAAAAAAACGUGAGACAUAAAAACCAUGUGAUUUGUCUGAAUCCAAAAACCAAUACACAGAUUUCCUAGGCGCUGAAGUUUGAUCUAACACAAAACUCGGUGGGAAUUCCAGAAGGGCUGAUUCACGAACGAAAAAAAUGUUAAAAAAUGUUUUUUUAACAUCGAAAGAUCAAUUCACGAAAAGUCGAAAAAUGUCGAAAAAACAUUGUAGGUCAAAAUUAGUUUUUCUAGUUUUUCAGCCAAAAAAUGAUGACAAAUCGAUAUUUUUUAAGCUUCUGAUGAAAAUAAGCUUCGAGAACCCUAUUUUGCUUUAUUUUAUGAAUUUUUUUCGAAAAUUAUCAAAAUUUAAAAAUUUUUUAUUUCACGAAAAAUCAGCAAAAUCUUCUGGAAAGUGAAUUCCAAGGUCAAUUUUAUUCAGAAAUCCCACCAGAAGCUUGAAAAAUAUCGAUUUGUCAUCAUUUUUGGCUGAAAAACUCGAAAAACUAAUUUUGACCUACAAUGUUUUUUCGACAUUUUUUGACUUUUCGUGAAUUGAUCUUUCAAUGUUAAAAAAACAUUUUUUUCGUUCGUGAAUCAGCCCUAGAGAAAUUCAAAUUCUAGUCUAAAUUCUCAAAUUUUUGACGAUAGCUUCGCCAUUAGCGAUAAACACACACAAACCGCCGCCUAUAUACGUUUUGUUGUGUGCGACGGCUCGCGGGUUUUGCGUGGUAACCUCAUGUGUGUGCGAAAGGGGCGGGGCUUGUUUUUUAUUUUUUCGAAAAUUCGCGUUUUCGAUGUUUUUGAAUGAAAAUGUUUAAAAAAAGAAAAUUCCUUGCAUAUUUUUUUUACGUUUCAAAAAUUCUUUAAUUUAGAUUUUCAAGAAAUGAUUUCAAUUUUAGGGUUCUCUAUUCAAAUUUCCUACGAAAAAGUGUAUUUUUUCCAGAUUUCCUGUAUAAUACUCGAUAUCCAGCUCACAUUUUUCAUGCAACCUUGCCCACUUUUUCCACUAAUCGCUGGAUUUUCCAAUGGAGUUCUCUCAACUCAUCUCAACAUUUCCUCACAUAUUCUAAUGUGUAUAUUAUUUCUUUUCAUUAAUAUUCAACUUCAUUCUCUAACUGUUUGUUUCAUCAAAAAACAUCAAACUAUAAUUCAAAUUGGCGCGAAAAAUGCUUUUUAUUUUGCUGAAAUUGGAGUUACUUUAGUCUGCUAUUUUUGGCCUUUUUUUGUUGCGAUCAUAUUUUAUUUGUCGGAAUUGGAUAAGGAUGAGCAAUUGAGACGGAUUGGAGAGGUUUGAUUUUUUUUCGAUGGGAAAAAUUUACUGUUUCAAAAAUUUUAUUUAUUAAAUUUUCAAUUAUUAUUAGCCAAUACGAAUUCGGUUCUAAAAUUCUCGAAAACUUACGUUUCAAAAUUUUUGUAUUAUUUUUUCUUGAAAAAUUAAAUUGAUGGAAAGUUUUUGUCAUAUUUCCAACAAAAAAAAUUUUCAAAAAAAAAACUCUGGUUUCGAUUUUUCCCAUGUCCUAACCCAAAAUGUUUUUUUCUCCAGAAAUACCCCUCCCUAAUCCCCGGCUUCUUAUCCCUGCGCGAAUUUCAAUACUACGAUUUAUCCGGUUCAUUUAUUCUCGUAUUCCUCUUCAUCACCUUCGGCUAUAUAUUUGCCAUAACUCUAAUUCCAAUCCUCUCCUACAACAUGCUCCAAAUUCUCAACAAAAACAGUCUUCGUAUGUCAAAAUCAUCAAUUUCCAAGCAUAAAUCAGCCAUAAAAUCCUUAAUUGCUCAAUUUCUAACGUGUCCAAUUGCUCUACUUCCAAAUCUUGGAGUUAUGAUAAUUCUGGCUUUGGAGCUCAGUUUUGCUCAACAACUUGGCGUCUAUUUUCUAAUGAUUAUGACGUUGCACUCAUUUAUCAAUUCGAUUGUUAUGAUUUUCAGUUAUCCCGAUUAUCGAAAUGCCGUGUAUUUCUGUUUUCGAGAUCGAAGGAAGAAAAGUAGUGUUUUGGUGACUACAGCUUCAUUGAACUGA